Messenger RNA from Fraxinus pennsylvanica, 489 nucleotides. The record is from the annotation of a GenBank genome assembly. NCBI's taxonomy places the organism in Eukaryota, Viridiplantae, Streptophyta, Magnoliopsida, Lamiales, Oleaceae.
AUGGCCGAAACACAACUUAAGCGCCAGAGAGAAGAAUCCCAUGAACAUGAAGCAGCAACCUCUGACUUUGAUGACAAGCGCCACAAAUCAUACAACAAUAUACUCUCCAUUCUUGAUGAAGAAGAAGAAGAAGAGCCAAACCAAGACUUUUCAGCAAUUUUCACAACCCUACAGCAAGAGCUCUCUUCUUCAUUCCCCUCUCCUCCGUGCACGGUGGAGGAAGCUGGGCUGGACCAUGACCAAACCACCACCACCUCCGCGAGCUCUGCAAUUGAUGCUAAAGAACAUGAAGAAGAAGAUGAUGAUGAUAGUGUUAGAGUCAUGAUCAGACGUCUUCUUGAAGCCUCUGAUGAUGAGCUUGGAAUUCCCAAAAGAGUCGACCAAGAAAUCAAAUCCGAAGAAAAUAGACCCUUCUGUGAUGGGCUGUGGGAGAUUGAAGAUGAAGCUGCCAACUACUAUACUAUGUUGCACUUGGACCCUUUCAUGUAG